Messenger RNA from Leptomonas pyrrhocoris, 1480 nucleotides. RefSeq lists its product as hypothetical. The transcript has a single exon. Lineage: Eukaryota; Euglenozoa; Kinetoplastea; Trypanosomatida; Trypanosomatidae. The record is from RefSeq and is a predicted model, not a curated record. Gene Ontology annotation, cellular component: transcription factor TFIIH holo complex. Bases 68 to 1480 code for a protein of 470 amino acids. Gene Ontology annotation, biological process: nucleotide-excision repair; regulation of transcription by RNA polymerase II.
GUAACGCGAGUUACUUUUUUAGAAGAAGAGAGACGUGGCUGUGAGAAGCAGGCGCCCCGACGCAGUCAUGUUACGCACCGUUCUUCUUAUGGACGGCAGCGAGGCCAUGAACAGCAGCUCCGACUACCUGCCCAGCUAUCUCCUCGCGAUGCGGCCCCCGCUGCUGCGGCUCGUGGAGAAGUAUCUCGACUCGACCCCGCUCGCCUCCCUCGGCAUCGUCGUGAUGCGCGACGGCGUGAGUCACCGCCUGCUGCCCUGCACCACAAACCGCAACGAAAUCGUCGAUGUGUUGGAGCGCGACGUCUUCCUGCACGGCGGCUCCGGCAGCAUGUCCCUCGAGAACGGACUGCGGAUGGCGAUGUCGGAGUUGGUGGACAUGCGUAAGGUGGCCGCGCUGGUGGCUGCGCAUUCAAGCACAUCCAAGGUCAACGGUAGUGCUGGUGGCGCGGCAGCAGCGGCGGCGGCGUCUCUCGCGGCGAGCACGCGGGCUACGUGGAAAGGCUCCGCGACGCAGCUCAACGUGUUGAUCGUGUCGGCGGCUGUAACGCUGAUUGACCCGACGGAUGUGUUCAACGUGGUGAACACGAUGGCCGCGCUGUCCGUCCGCAUCAACGUCCUCUCGCUUGUCGGUGCUGUUCACGUGUUUGACGUGUGUGCGUUGGAGACGGGCGGCAGGUUGUACUGCCCGAUGAACUACGAUCACUUGUUGCAGAUCGUGGACGAGCUGGCCACAGCCCACCGCGCUCACGCGGCGACAGCGGAGGCAAAACGAAGGCGUCAGCGGCAACGUCGUGGGAAGCGGGUGCGCAGCUCCACAAGUGGGAUUCAAGAUGACGGAGAGGAUAGAGAUGACGAGGACGCGGAUGCGCCGUAUCUCAUUCCAAUUGGCUGUCCAGUGUAUUUGAAGGCUACUCCUUCUCCUCCUCCGCCACCCCAGCAACAGCAGUCCAUCACUACAGCACCAGCACCGUCAGCAAGGACGACAGCAACCGACGCUAACUGUUCCUACUACUUAGCCUGCCCGCAGUGCCACUUAAUUCAGCUAUCGGUGCCGACGACGUGCCCGCUGUGUCGCCUGCUGCUGUGCAGCGCACCGAUGCUUUACAGCACCUACGUCGCACACAACUACCUCGUCCCGGCGGCGAGGCGGCUUCGUGUGGUGCGCGGUGUGACAGGCGUGUCCGCGCAGCAGGCGGAAACGGGGGAGGUUAAAGUGCUGUUGUCGACUGGUGCCACCUCUACCGCAGAGGUGGUGGAGACCACGGCGGAGACACCCAUACGUUGUGCUCUCUGCAUGACCCACAUUCCGGCAGACGCGGCCCGUACGGCGACCACCGAACCUGCGACGGUAGCCUCCGCGGCAUCGGAGGGGGCGCAUGUUUGGCAGUGCAGUUCGUGUGCCUCCUACCGCUGCGACGCCUGCAACAGCUUUGUGGUGGAAGCGAUUGGUAUGUGUCCGCACUGCGUGGCGCUGCGAUAG